This is a messenger RNA of Neocloeon triangulifer, 3370 nucleotides long. RefSeq lists its product as uncharacterized. Gene Ontology annotation, molecular function: carbohydrate binding; odorant binding. The coding region runs from base 61 to 3102 and encodes 1013 amino acids. NCBI's taxonomy places the organism in Eukaryota, Metazoa, Arthropoda, Insecta, Ephemeroptera, Baetidae. The transcript is spliced from 27 exons. The record is from RefSeq and is a predicted model, not a curated record. Gene Ontology annotation, cellular component: external side of plasma membrane. Gene Ontology annotation, biological process: biological process involved in interspecies interaction between organisms.
AGUCGGACAUGAAAGCAGAGUCGUGUAUCAACAUUAGUUAGUCGAUAAUUAAUUUUAAUAAUGAGCAGAGUGGUUGCUGCAACUAUUCUUAUACUUUCGUUCGUGAUUUUGCUAGACAUUCUGGAGGGAGCACGGCAAAAAAGUGCUUCAAAAACUUUUGGUGCGGGUAAAAGCAGCAAAAGACAAGGUUUAAAAAAACAAAAAAGAAAUACGAUAAUCAAAUGCUGCGGAGAAUUCUCGUGCUUCAAAGGGACUAAGAAUUUGACUUCGACUAGUUCAACUAAAACCACAAGUCUUUUGAAAGCAAUGUCUCCAGCCAUCACGAUUAAGGAAGAACAACAAACGGAGCAGGGAAUUUCUGAAAUGACCACCGAAUCGCCAACAGAGGAAACUUUCCUGACAACCCAGCCGCCCCAAAUCAUCAAGACUUCUGUUCUUGUGCCACAUGUCAUCCCUACGAUAACAACAACUAUUUUGGUUGAAAUUAGCACUGCCUCUGAACCGAAAUCUACUGAAACCAGCAGUAGUUUUUGGACAGUUCCAACUUCAGAAGUAAGGGCAACUUCUACAACUACAAUAGUUGCUACUACAACAACCACUUCAACUACCACCACCUCCACUACAACCACCACCUCCACUACAACCACCACACCUCCGUGCGUUAAAUCCAACUGCCAGACUUUCAAUUUGCUCCAGCAAAUGGUAAACGCAACAACACCAAAGCCCUCUGCGCUGACUGGAGCUACUUUUGCUUCCUGUGGCCGUUCAUAUUUUGUCGGAUCGCAAGCAGCGACGGUUUCGUUAGCGUCCUUGAAUUGCAAGGCUAAAAAUUUGAGUCUUGUUUCCAUCGGAUCGACAGAUGAAUUUUCAUGUCUGCUGGAUUUGUACAAUUCUGUUCAAAGUUUCGGCCUUACCUACUGGACUAGCGGCUCAAAUGAGGGCGAUUUUUGCGACACCCUGAACGUCUACAGCUGGUGCGCUUUGAACGACACCCUAUUGUCACCACUGCUCUUUCGAGAAGUCGGCAACGAUUCUUUUUGGACGAAUUUGACGGCCGCAAAUCAAACAACCGACCGGUGUUUGGUCUUCAAAUUCAACACCACUAAAAUCGAACGCAAAGGAUUGCAACACGUAGAGUGCAACAAAACCUUUCCCUACAUAUGCGAGCCUCCUUGCCUGGAACCAAGCUGCCCACCCAGCUGCAAGAUUAACAAAACUCUAUUCGACGCGAAUCAAAAGGUCAAAGAUCAACUUUCGUACGGAUUUUGGACGCAACGUUGUGGCAGGCAAUAUUUGUUUGGAAACAGGCCCGUGACCUGGGAGGAGAAUUGGAAUUUGUGUUGCAGUCUGGGGAUGGCCCCUUUGGUUUUGGAAACUUACGAGGAGCAGAUGUGCUUGGAAAACAUGACCAGAAGCAACUGGACUUUGAAUUUCAAUUACUGGACGGCGGGCACACAAAAAGAAUGUCCCGGUCAGUGGUCCUGGUGCGACCCUGGCAACAACUACCUUCACCUGAAAAACAGUCUCAAGUGGGAAAAAGGCCAGCCGGACAACAACGGUGGCAAGGAGGACUGCGUGCACCUCAGGUUUGUUAUGAAUGAGACCGGCACAAUUUUGACGGACAGAAACUGCACCAGCAAGUACAUCUUUCUGUGUGAGAGUCCGCCUGGCGACAUACCGAAACCACCUUGCGCUCAGCCAACGUGCCCAAUUGCAAAUGAGAAAAAUCAAUCACUCUUCUCUGGGAAUGAGCUGAUGAAUUUUUACAGUUACGGUUCUUGGGUGGCGUCUUGUGGACGAAAUUUCUUGUUUUCAAAAACUAAGGCGAAUUACUCUGAAGCAUGGAAGGGAUGCAUGAGCAUAGGAUUGAGUUUGCUCUCCCUUGAUUCUGUUGAGAAAACCAAAUGCUUCACGAAAAUGACAAACAAAUAUUCUGCAGCGGUCAAAGACGGCGAUUAUUGGACUUCGGGUACCAACUCGAAUUGUUCCGAAAAGUUCCACUGGUGCUCAAAAGAUUCUGGUUUCGUCGAUAAACAAGUCUCUUGGAAAAGUGGCGAACCGAAUCGCGCAAAUGGCGAGUGUGUUUACGUAGAAGUGAGAAACGGAACGGUUGAAAGGUCGGUGAUUGCUGUCGGCAAUUGUUCCGAGGCCAAACAGUACGUUUGCGAGGUUCGGCAGCGGGGACCUGCUGGGAGGGCUUUGGCAGUGGAGUGCAUGUCACUCUGGGACAUAACUGAGGCCGACACUGAAAUACUUUUGCUUGGCUUUAACAAUUACACUAAGAGAUUGACGUGCUUUAUGAAAUGUCUAGGGGAGGAUAAGAAAAUCUUUGUGGGUGGAAAACUGAACGCCGGCGACACUUUAAAAAUGAUGGAAAUAGCCACGCAGGACACGCCGGAUCAAAUGGAAAAAGGUUUCAACGGAUUUUCGCAAUGUUCGUCACAAACAGGGGACGAUGAGUGCGCCGUGGCUGCAGCUUCCUAUGACUGCGGCGUUGAGAAAAUUCCGGACAUCACAAAGAAAAUGGUCGAAAAUGGGAAAGGCAGCCCUGUCGAGUUGAUUCCACCCGUCCCCUGCGUGCCUGCCAGAAAUUGCAUUACAGAUUCGUUGCCAUGUGUCGCAAAUCAAACUUUGGUUGAUCAAAUUGCAAACACCAAUAAGACUUCAUUUGGGCAGAUGAAAAUGUCAAAAUAUCAAAGUAGGCGAUUCUUCAUGUCAAAUUACAUAACUUUCAAUAUAUCGAUAGCUCACCAGUACUGCUGCUCCAUAGGAAUGCGGCUGAUGGAGUUUGAUACGUUUGAAGAUAUGCAAGAAGCUGCGGUCAUCAUUCGGCAACAGGGUUUAAAUACCAAUUACAUUGGAAUUUCGGAGGUGAUGUCCGUUGACUCCACGACCGACGUUUGGUGUGGAAGUCAGCGACGACUAAACGCUACUUUGUACGGCCCUAGUUAUGGUUUAUCACCCGCUGCGUUGUCAUGCACUCCCCAGAUUUACUUCUUGCAUGCGUUAUACACUAGCUAUGGCGCUUACAGCCAAGCAGCAGGUCUUAUUUUAACUACAGAUGUUCUUACUCCUGCUUAUUUCGUAUGCUCCAACAAUUAACCAUACCUUUUACCUCAUUCGAUACAUAUGCAAAAAUUUUAACGUACUUUGUUUAAUGAACUCGCAUUCAAAGUAAAAAAUUUUCAUCAAAACAUUUCCAUAUUCCUGGCCACAAAUCGCGCCUCUCAAUUUCCUACUUUACAAUAUUAAAUUUUUCAAAAAGAACUCCUUUUUUCAUGGUGAUUUUAAUUUAAAAUCGGCUUUUCCAAUUCAAAUCACCCUCGAUCGUGAAAUUCUAUCACAAAACUUCUUUUUUAAUUUCAACUGU